Messenger RNA from Ostrinia nubilalis (European corn borer), 492 nucleotides. RefSeq names its product tektin-2-like. Bases 52 to 492 code for a protein of 146 amino acids. Gene Ontology annotation, cellular component: microtubule cytoskeleton; nucleus. Gene Ontology annotation, biological process: cilium assembly; cilium movement involved in cell motility. The record is from RefSeq and is a predicted model, not a curated record. NCBI's taxonomy places the organism in Eukaryota, Metazoa, Arthropoda, Insecta, Lepidoptera, Crambidae. The transcript is spliced from 2 exons.
AUCCUGCACCUAUGUCUAUUUCCGCAUUCCUUUCUUUACUUUUCCUCCAAAAUGGACAGCUCCAUCCCUGUUUUCGAGAAGCCCCACCCUCGUUUGAGCGUUCUAGACUGGACUAGGAAUAUUCAAAGGCUUCAAAAUGAGGCUAGAUUGCGUCGGUUCGAAUCUUACGAAUUACGACAGAGAGCUAACCAGCUGCGGAAUGAAACGUGUGUUACUACUAGAUGGGAUAACUAUGUGAACAAUGAGCUAUUACGGGAUAGAAUAUUCGAAGUUGAAUCCUGGAGAGAGAAGCAGAGGUUUACACGGGAAGCAGUCAGAGACGAGAUCAGAGCCCUCAAGGAAGAAAAACACGCGACAGAACUGCAUUUGGAGUCCUUACAAGUGCCCCUGAUGGUGUCCUCGCAGUGCCUCUCUAAUAGGGACCAGAGAGUGCCCCCUGAGUUGACCAGGGACCAGCUUGGGGAAGAGCUUAAUAGAGUAAGAUCUUUGUAA